Molecule: messenger RNA, 1931 nt
Organism: Epinephelus fuscoguttatus (brown-marbled grouper)
Lineage: Eukaryota; Metazoa; Chordata; Actinopteri; Perciformes; Serranidae
Gene: marcksb
Product: myristoylated alanine-rich protein kinase C substrate b
Exons: 2
Coding region: 293-970 (225 amino acids)
Biological process (GO): central nervous system development; actin filament organization
Cellular component (GO): cytoplasm; actin filament bundle; plasma membrane
Molecular function (GO): calmodulin binding; actin filament binding
Source: RefSeq, a predicted model, not a curated record
AUCAGUGGACUUGGGCGUUGUACUCCGCAUCUCAUUUGCGGCGGGGCCAAUUUCUCCAUUUACAAACUCCGCUCGGGAAAAAAUUGAAAGAAUUCGUGUCGCUUUUGCGUCUUUGCCACAUUUUUUUUUGCAACUUCUCACACGUCCCUCUGCGGUCGUCUCGCUCUCGGCGCUGAUUCAUCGCUCGGUGAAGGAGGUGUCGGCGCUCCAGCUUGAGUUUUAUUUGGGGAGGAAGCUUGCGGUCUUUGUUCAUUCAUUUGAUCGGUUGGGUUCCUUUGUUGCACCAAAAAGCAUGGGAGCACAAAUCUCCAAAACCGCUGGCAAAGAGGAAGCUGCGGUGGAAAAGCCUGCAGAAGGUGCAGCGGUUGCAGCCAAGACAAACGGACAGGAGAAUGGCCACGCCAAGACCAAUGGGGAUGCCUCUCCAGCCACAGAGGAGGCCAACAAAGCUGAUGUCCAGGCCAACGGUAGCACUCCCACUGAGGAGGCACCAAAGGAAGAAGGCGAGAAAGCAGAGGCUGCCGAGGCCAACGGUGAGAAGGAGCCCGCCGCCACAAACGGAGAGGCCUCUGCCAAGCCCGAGGAAGGCACUCCUUCCACCAGCGAGGAUGGCAAGCAGAAGAAGAAGCGCUUCUCCUUCAAGAAACCCUCCUUCAAGCUCAGCGGCUUCUCUUUCAAGAAGACCAAGAAGGAAUCCGAGGAGGAGGGAGCAGCAGCAGCAGCAGAGCCAGCCGAAGGAGAGAAGGCGGCAUCAGAGGAAGCGGCUGCUGCUGAGGAGGCCAAACCAGCUGAGGCUGCUGAGGAGGGGGCCAAGGAGGCUGAAGCUGAGCAGCCAAAGGCCGAGGAGGAGGUGAAGGCAGAGGAGCCGGCGGCGGCAGCAGCAGCAGCAGAGGGAGGAGACGAGAAACCAGCUGAAGCUUCACCUACUGAACCAGAGACGGCAGCCAGUCCAGAGGCCGCCGCUGAGUAAUCCUGCUGAACCAGACACCGGAAUGAAGGAGGCGAUGGAGCCCGUCUGAAGGAAUGCGAGGACUUGUCUAAAACCAGGGAUUUCUUUUUGUUCUUUUUUUGUUGGUGUUUGUUUACUAUUCUGCAACCAUCUCAUCCAUAAUGACUGCAAGGUCCUUGGCAGUGAUGGACAGGAGGUGUACUGGAGAGUGUGCUGCUUCCUCACUGCUCAUUGGUGCUUGCAUGUGUGACGUUGGGUGAGUGUGAACGUGCGAAUGUGAGUGCGAGUGCUUUUUUUCUACAUGAAACCAUGACUGUGUUGACACGUUGCUGAAUUUGACAUAUUUUAUCAAAGUAUUUGGUGCUGGGCAAUUGGAUGUAGCAGCUAAAGCUGUGUCUGCAAGAUUUGACACAUUGUGAUAUUUAAAGGGAACGUCCUAAACCAAGUCUUAAAUGUUGUCUUUGCAGUGCACAGUUGUUUACAACUCCUAAAACUCGACGCUCCUGUGGACACAACCAUUCCUGAAUGACGUAGAUCUAGUUAACUGUCAAACAAUAGGUGCUCAUCACUUCCCAUUUAGAUCCCACCAUUUCAAAACUCUGUAGUAAUGCACGUUGUAUAGACUUUGAUAUUACUGGUUUUAUGACUGAGAUGUACCUAAAUGACUGAAGUUUUUAAACAGAUUACCCAUUGUAAAUGAAGUUUUUCUUGUUUUUCACCAUUUGUAAGAUUGAAUAAAAUUGGGAGAUGUUUUAAGCAAAUUUUGCAUCAAGCUGUGAUGACUCCAAACACCACUUGAAAAUCUACACAAGAAAGAAGCACACAGAUUCUGGGUGAGGGGUGCAGUCAUUUUUGUUUCUCCUCUUUUCUUGUAUAUAAUGGGGCCUCACCUGAUUCAAUAUGGAAUGUAACAUUGCCCACAAGCUGCUUAUAGGUGUUCAGUUUAUUUUCUGUGAGCACUGAUGAAGAAUAAAGGAAUGAA